Molecule: messenger RNA, 2149 nt
Organism: Linum tenue
Lineage: Eukaryota; Viridiplantae; Streptophyta; Magnoliopsida; Malpighiales; Linaceae
Source: the annotation of a GenBank genome assembly
GAUUAUGACUAUAAUUAUCGUGCAAAACUUUCACCGACCUCAGAAACUUGAUGAAAUAACCAAAGGCCGUAGACAUCCCAAAUCCUCUUAUUAUGUGGGCUUAUCUGAUCCACUCAAUUUCAACUCAUAUGCUCCCUCCUCUUAUAAAAACCAGAAACAAAAUGCGACUGAGCUUGCCUCCCUUCUUCUGGUUCUUCACUCUCCCCUUCGUUUCUUUCUUCUCCCACUUCAGAUUUCAAGGUCGCCCAUUUCGCUUUAGUAGGUUGUUUUCACUGCUGAAUCCCACUCGCUAUCUGGGUCUUUGAUUUGGGAAACAAAGUUUCGAGCUUUUUGGGUUUCCCCCUUGUGGGCACUUCAGAAAUGGCGUCAUUGACAAUGGUUGACUUAGUGGGUUGCGCCUCCACUUCUUCUAAUGCAUCAUUAGAUAGGUAUCUAUGGCGGAAAACACUGCACAGCUCCGUCUCCCAAAGGGCUCAUGGAGUCCGCCGUUCUGGAAAAUUGGUAACUUGCCGUCUAGAUUCUGCUCGUUGUAGAAGCAUUUCAACAAAGAGCGCUGACACGCUGCCUAAUGGAACUCCAGAAGUGUUGCUCAAUGUGAAAAGAGGUCAAAUUUCAUUGGGGACGGUGUUCGAAGUGGUAGCUGACGACCUACUGAUCCUUAACCAGAAUCUAAAAUCAAUUGUUGGUGCAGAGAACCCGGUUUUAAUGUCAGCAGCUGAGCAGAUAUUUGGUGCUGGAGGGAAGAGAAUGCGUCCAGCUCUGGUUUUCCUUGUGUCAAGGGCUACAGCUCAGAUGUCCGGCUUAAAGUUAGUUCUACACAGCAUUCUCAACGAUUCACAGUUUACAUUUCCAAGUAGAUUAUACAACAAAUGUAAGGCAGUAUUCUUUUACAGGGAACUAACAACGAAUCAUCGUCGUCUAGCAGAGAUCAUCGAGAUGAUCCAUACAGCAAGUCUAAUACAUGAUGAUGUGUUGGAUGAAAGCGACUUAAGAAGGGGUAAGGAAACAGUUCAUCAACUCUACGGUACGAGGGUAGCAGUACUUGCUGGGGAUUUCAUGUUUGCACAGUCAUCUUGGUACUUGGCCAAUCUCGAAAACCUUGAAGUCAUCAAACUCAUCAGCCAGGUGAUCAAAGAUUUCGCUAGUGGCGAAAUCAAGCAAGCAUCGAGUCUGUUCGACUGUGACGUCAAGCUCGAAGAAUAUCUGAUCAAGAGCUACUACAAGACGGCUUCUUUAGUCGCAGCUAGCACCAAAGGAUCCGCCAUUUUCAGCGGGGUAGACAGCAGUGUGGCCGAGAGCAUGUUCGAAUACGGCAAGAACCUCGGCCUAUCCUUUCAGGUAGUCGACGACAUCCUCGAUUUCACCCAGUCGGCUGAGCAGCUAGGGAAGCCAGCUGGGAGCGACCUGGCAAAGGGGAACCUGACUGCACCAGUCAUAUUCGCUCUGGAGAAAGAGCCUAAACUCAGGGACAUCAUCGAGUCUGAAUUCGUCGAGGAAGGUUCUCUCCAGGAUGCCAUCGACUUGGUCCAGAGAUGUGGAGGAAUCCAGAGAGCACAGGAACUGGCCAAGGAGAAAGCUGUUGCAGCAAUCCAGAACCUCGAGUGCCUUCCUCGAGGCUCCUUCCGUUCUGCACUCGAGGAAAUCGUGCUGUACAAUCUUGAGAGGAUCGAGUAAAAUGAACGGGACUUGCUGUAUUACUACUGUAAGUAUUACAUUGGGAUGAACCAGUUCUUGAUAAUUACUUGCAGCUUAAGCUACUUGCUGCACGAUGAUGGUAUAUACACAAUAAAAUGGGCGGAAUGUCGAACAAGCCCCCCCUGCUGUCUGGCCAAUUGUGAAGAUCUCUUGUGGCAGCUUUGUACAUUCAUAGUUUCAGAUUCUUCUUCUGGAAAUGUAAUAUUCAAUGUGGUUAACUGUACAGAUUCUUUCUUCACUAUAUUUUCCUGCAAGAAAUGGUUUCCUUUUAAUUCCAAGGGUCCGAAACGUUUCUGUCCCACGUUGGUGUUGGGCUUUAUGGGCUACUGGGUAAGUGGGCCCAUGAAACAGAGCAGACCCAACUGGGACUGUAAAAGAUUAAAGAUGAUUCUUAAGGGACGAGUUCGUCCAAAAUCCAGAAUCUGUGUACUCUUUGCUAGCAAUCGAAAAAUUU